Messenger RNA from Cetraspora pellucida, 2340 nucleotides. The record is from the annotation of a GenBank genome assembly. Lineage: Eukaryota; Fungi; Glomeromycota; Glomeromycetes; Diversisporales; Gigasporaceae.
AUGAAUUCAACAAACGAAAAUACGCUCAAUAACGACAAUGACACGACAAACAAUGAAUCUAGAAACUGCAAAACAUUGCUUGAAUAUUCGGAUAAAUUCGAAGAAUAUUUAAAUAAUUCUAAUAUACAUAAAUUUGACCAUCUGCAAUUUAAAAAUAGUGGCAUUGUUGGGAGAGGGGGAUCUGCAAUAGUUUAUAAGGCCACUUACAAAGGAAAGAAUUAUGCAUUAAAAAGUCUAAAUAACAACCUAUUUAUGGAUGAUAAUUCAUUUUACAGAAGCCGUCGUGAGCUUAAAAAUCUUUAUCAAGUUAAUCAUCCUAACAUCAUUAAAUUCUAUGGAAUUAUAAGAGACAAAAUUAAAAAAGAUCUUGAGGAACUAUCAACAAAAACAACACUAGACUUUAUUACAAAUAAAAUAAACCAUUCAAAAAAUUCCGAUAAAGACACUAAACAUCAAUUCACAUCAUCUCCAUCUGGAAACUUGAAUGCUGAUAAUUAUUUAGAAGACAACAAGAACACUUUAUCCAAGGAGUUCAAGAAUAAUCAAGAUAAAUCAAUUACUAUCAGAAUUAAUGAUGAUCUAAGUAAUGAUUUAGUCAUUUCGACACCUACAACACUAAUAAAUGGCGAUGGCAAUGAAAUAAUUAAUAAACAAAUAGAAAACAUAAUAGAUCCACUUGAAACCAUUAUUAAUGAAUAUAAAAUAGAUAUUCAUGACUAUAACGAAUUUACUAAUGUCUCUGAAAUUAGUAAGAAUCUACAUAGCCAAAUAGAACGUGCAACUUGGAAGAAUCGUGGUUUGACAGUUGCUAUAAAAAGUCUAAUAAAAAUUGAAGGUGAAAGUGCUAUUAGGAAUUUUGCAAGAGAGAAAAGGCCGAAUAUCCAAGAAGUAUUCAAAGUUCUUCAGAGUGAACCGCUUAUAAAUAGUCAAAUCCAGAUACAAACUACCAUUGAAUUUAAUGAUGAAGCUAUUCAAAAUAAUCCAGUCCAACUUCAUGAUGAAACACUUUUAUCAAACGUUUACGAGCCUAAAAGAGAUUCUAUUUCAAAUAUUUCGGCCCGGUUACGUGAUGAAGUUUCUUUAUCAAGUAUUCAUGAACCCAAAAAUGAAUCUGAAGAAUAUCUAAUAAAACAAGUGCAUUUCGAUCAUAUUUUUAGAUGGAUUAAUCAAACAUCUAGAAAAGGUUUCAGAAAGAUUUUUCCUAAAAAUUCUUACACCUUCAAGCUACUCAUUAGGGGCAGUCGAGAUGGAUUUACUCCGGCUAGUUUUCAUGACAAAUGUGAUAAUAAAGGACCUACUUUAACUAUCUUAAAAAUUAAAGAUGAAAACAGCAUUUUAGGCGGAUAUAAUCCACUAGAUUGGAAAUCACCAAAAGAAGGAAAACAAUGCAUCACAAAUAAAAGCUUCAUUUUCAAUUUAGAUCUCGAUAAUCCAAAUAAAUCAAUAUUUAACGAAGACAUGUUAUUUGAUAAAAAGGAUAUAAGAGGUGGCGAAUCUAAUAACAUAGCGCAUGAUCUGAAUAAAACAUUGCUUGAAUAUUCAGAACAACUAGAAACAUAUUUAGACAAAUUUAACAUUAAGAAAUACGAUAUCUCGCAAUUUAGUGAUUAUGAAACUGUUGGGAGAGGAGGAACUGCGAUAGUUUAUAAAGCAACCCUACAAGGAAAGAAAUAUGCAUUGAAAAAUUUAAACAGUAACCUAUCUAUGAAUUAUAAUUCGUUCAAGAAGGCAAGACGCGAGUUUAAACUUCUUUACGAGAUUGAUAACCCUAAUAUUGUUAAAUUCUAUGGAAUUUUAAGAGUGGCCAUUAUCUUGGAAAUUUCAAAAAAUCAAAGGGAGAAAAUUAUCCCCAAUACACCUAUAGACUAUAUAGAUUUAUACAGUAAAUGCUGGUCUUCUAAUCCAGACCAGCGUCCAACAUUAGAUAAAAUUAAAAUUGAACUUGAAAAGCUAUCAACAGAAACAACUGUUAAAUUCAUUAUAAAUAACAUUACUACACAUAAUCAACAAGCCAUAUCGCCUUUAACCGAGAACUUAAUUUUCAUAAAUGAUUAUGAUGAAUCAAAUGUGGAUACGGUUGUCGUUGGAUCUACAAGUGGUGAAGAAAAUUCAAAAUUGGAUGCAUCAGAUGUUUUAAUAGACUCUCUUGAAAAAAUAAUUAAUGAAAAUGAAAUAUCUCUUUACGACCAUAAUGAGUUUACUAAUUUUUCAAAAAUUGGCAAGACUAUAGAAAAAGCAUACUGGAAAAAUCGUGGUUUAACAGUUGCUCUAAAAAGUUUAAAAAUUGAGGGUGAAAAUACUAUUGAAAACUUCUCUAGAGAGGUAUAUAAUCUAUUCUAA